AAAAGAUCGCGACUUAUUUUGGAAGCUGUUCUAACAACCGCAUUCUUGAUUUUCUAUUCUAAAAUAAGCGGGCAUAAAUUGUUUUGUUUUUUUCGAGCGAAAAAGCGACAUGGCGGAAUUCCAAAUCUCUGACCACGCACAUUCUACAAUCAUCGCUCUCCAAAAUAUCAUCUACAAAAAAAAAUUCGGAAUUUAUUAUAAAUUUAUCAGUAGAAAUAGUUUUAUUUUGUGUUCUGUGAUCGAAGAUUUAGUGUUGACAGUUCAAUUGACAUUGACGUUUGUUGUGAUUAUGGUUCCGUAAACAAAAAGAAGAAGCGCCAAUUGUUGUUUAGGUUUUUUCGAGUUAUUAAUAGAAAUUUCCGAUAAACCGUCAGGAAAAUGAGCACUUACAAAGUCGAAUUGUACAUUUACGAUUUAUCAAGAGGAAUCGCCUCCGCCCUUUCACCGAUGCUGCUCGGUAAGAAAAUCGACGGGAUAUGGCACACGAGCAUCGUCGUCUACGGCAGGGAGUACUUUUUCGGUUCCCGAGGCGUCGAAAGUUGCAAUCCGGGAUCAACCGCUUUGGGUGCUCCGAUACGAAUAGAGACAUUAGGCGAAACUGAAGUCACCUAUUCGAUAUUUAUCGAUUACUUGAAAGGCCUAUCGGAGAGUUCUUACUCGGGCGACAAGUACCACUUGUUGCGGCACAAUUGCAACAACUUUUCGGACGAGGUGGGGCGAUUCCUGUGCGGUUCGGGCGCCCCCCGGCACGUUCUCGAUCUACCCGAAGAGGUACUCAAUUCGACGUUGAACGCCGGCCUGUUGUCGUUGGUACAUCGAUUGGAGGACAGUGCUCGACCGUUGGUCGAAGAGGAGCGCCGAGGAGGGCCCCAAUCGGGCGUCAAAGAGCGUAAUAGUCCCGAUUACGAGCGGCUCAAUUCGCAAAUCGAGGAGGCCAGAUACGCCUCCUUCGUAUUAGAACAACGUCGCAAACGAAUCGACGGUAAAUUAGAGAAAAGCGAAAGGAAAAGGGAGAAAAAGCGCAAGAAAAUCUUGGAAAGCGGCGGAAUUUUGCCUCCCGAAUUGCGACCAGAAUACGCCCGACUCAAAAUGGCGGACGCCGAAACGGUGAACGGUCAAGCGCAAUUGACGAGCGACCAGGCGAUAGCGUUGGAAGAGGAACAAGAAAAAAGGGACGAGGAGGAGAAGAAAAAAGCACGGGAACCGCCGAUCGUUUUUAAAGAUUGCGUAGACGUAAAGAACGAAUUCGACGCCCUCGUAGCUCUAAUCGAUGGUAAAUUAACACCCGAAGAGCAAAGGGCCACCGAGGAAUUGCAACAGUACAUGAUUGGCGAGGAAGGUAGCUGGGCAUUGAGCGAUGGUUUUCUCGAUUUCGUCGGGCGAUUACUAAACGACGAUCAAUUCUCCGCCGAUGUGAGAGUGAAAACGUUCAAUAUUUUGGCGGCGGCCGCUCUAAAAGAUGACGUCAUCUUGGUGUUGCACCAAGAUCGAAAAGAUCACGUCCUGAUGAAUUACGCCUUCGAAAUCGAUCGAUUGAGCAUCGAAGAACAGGAGAGCAUAGCCCUAUUCAUGGCGAACAUGUUCGAAAAUCUGAGCUCCUCCGAAUGGCUGUUGUACAUAUCAGAAUGGACUUACAACAAUCGACAGACGAGCAAUAUUCGAGUAACGACGAAGGUGGCUGUGCAUUCGUUAUUGGCCGAUUCGACUGUUUUGAGAGAUAGAGGAACGGCAAUCGUGCAUAAUUUGGCCUGCAAGGAGGUAAAAACCGUGGUAUUCGACGACGUCGCCGUCGAAUUGACGAUGGCCCUUUUGCAAUUCUUCGACUCCCGUCCGCCCGAAGAGCAACUUUUUAGAGGUCUCAAAGCGCUCGCUCGAUUCGUGCGAGUCUCAGCCCAGGAAAUACCUCAAUUGGUGCGCAUGAUCGGUCCCGAUCCGAGGAGUUUCGCGGGCACCAGCGCCCGAGUGGACGCCGUCAUCGAGGAGAUGGCGCCCAAAUUGCGGUAGAAAAAUAAAAAUCCACCCCGUGGGUCGUUGUUAGAUAUGUAAUAAUUGGAAGAAAAUUAUUGGGUUUGUUCUCUCCAGCGGCAUGUUCUUUUUUUUUAGCAAGAACAUUUUUUUUAAAUCAUUGCGUAUGCUCACGAUGUUGCAAAACAUGCUGAUGGGAACAAACCUAUUAAGCGUGUAUCUCGUUUUAGCGCGCCCCCUACUGGCGCCCGGGAUAAGUAGACUAUACAGGGUGUUUCCAAAACGUCGUGUAGAUCCGAAAUAGAACACCCUGUAUAGUCUACUUACAAAUCUCGCCGGUUGUAGCGCUGUUAUCGAUACGUUAAUAGUGUAUAUAAAUAUGCGGUUUUAUUUUAUUUGUACUGUGAUUUUGUGCCUUACCGGUGUUUCUUUUUUUUUUUUGUUAUUUUUUUUU
Messenger RNA from Phyllotreta striolata, 2419 nucleotides. NCBI's taxonomy places the organism in Eukaryota, Metazoa, Arthropoda, Insecta, Coleoptera, Chrysomelidae. The record is from the annotation of a GenBank genome assembly.